AUGAAGAUGCAUCAUUAUCUCAUGAGCUGGGGUAUUGGUGUCGCGAAGAAUGCGAAAUUUCUUCACGAUGUUAUCAGAAAGGUUACCAGAUAUGCCUAUACCGCGAUACGCCACAAGUCGUGCAGCAAGAUUGCGCGCAGCAGUGGAGGUAUUUGCGGUCUGCAGGCAGGUUCUGUGAUAUGGUUGGGGACGCAUGCAUUUUACACCGUGUUAUCUAAGAAGCCUGAGGUCUACGGCACUUCGACACUGCUGAAGUCACUUCGGUUCGAGUUGUCUUUCCCUUGCAACAAAGGGCUGAGGCACCGGUUUAAGAAGGUGGUAAAGGAGGGUCUUGAAGGUGUUGCUUCAUUAGAUUUUUGA
This is a messenger RNA of Suillus paluster, 360 nucleotides long. RefSeq lists its product as uncharacterized. The transcript has 3 exons. The record is from RefSeq and is a predicted model, not a curated record. NCBI's taxonomy places the organism in Eukaryota, Fungi, Basidiomycota, Agaricomycetes, Boletales, Suillaceae. Bases 1 to 360 code for a protein of 119 amino acids.